AUGGCUUCCCUCUACGAUAUGUUCGACUGGAGGACGGCUUCAACUCAAGAACUCGAAAACCAGAUCAAGAAACUACAACGUGAUCGCGAUUUGAGGAAACUGCAAAACACAAUAAGAGAUAGCAUAAGAGACAGCAUACGCGACAGCAUCAGAGCGGAGACUCUCAAAGAGGGCAUCAGUCUCAAGAUCGAGAACGAAGACGGCCUAGUUUAUUUCCGCCCACGCGGCCUUAUAAUGGGUAAUUCACCACUAAACGUCGAGCUGAAGAACAAAGGAUACAAUGGCAAGAUCUACGUUGAACCCGGCGCCUCAGGCUGGUUCACAGGUGGAUGGGCUGAAGUACUCAUCGUAGCGGGAACGGUAUAUCUAUACCGCAACGAACUCCGCAUUAUCGGUCGAGGUGUGCUAGCUGGAGCGAAUCUAGCUAUUGAGCGAUGGGAACAACGUCAGCGACAAAAUGCCAGUGAUGUGAAAGGGAAAGAAGUAGAAGAGGAGAAAGAGCAAGGAAAGGAGGAGCAGAAGAUGCCUGUCACACCGACUGAAGAGAAAGGCAUCAACCAAAAUGCCUCCACAUACCCUCCUCACCCACCACCCACACAGCCACCCCAAGCCGUCCCGUACGACAGCAGUGGAUUCGAUGCAGACGUGGACACGCCAACCUCACCCUAG
Messenger RNA from Alternaria conjuncta, 669 nucleotides. RefSeq lists its product as uncharacterized. The record is from RefSeq and is a predicted model, not a curated record. Lineage: Eukaryota; Fungi; Ascomycota; Dothideomycetes; Pleosporales; Pleosporaceae. Bases 1 to 669 code for a protein of 222 amino acids. The transcript is spliced from 3 exons.